Messenger RNA from Pestalotiopsis fici W106-1, 1602 nucleotides. RefSeq lists its product as uncharacterized. The record is from RefSeq and is a predicted model, not a curated record. Bases 1 to 1602 code for a protein of 533 amino acids. Lineage: Eukaryota; Fungi; Ascomycota; Sordariomycetes; Amphisphaeriales; Sporocadaceae. Gene Ontology annotation, molecular function: carbohydrate:proton symporter activity. Gene Ontology annotation, cellular component: membrane. The transcript is spliced from 6 exons. Gene Ontology annotation, biological process: transmembrane transport; carbohydrate transport.
AUGGGCGGAAGCAACAGUCAGCCUACUUACAGGGACCUUCCCAACAAUACUGCAUCAUGCUGGUGGAAAGACUCUUGCCUCCGCCGCAAUGUCCUUUACGGCGUCGGGUGUAUGAUGUGUCCAUUUUAUCUUGGAUUUGACCAGUCGCUGCUUACUGGUCUUCAGGCGCUGCCCCAGUGGACAAGCUAUUUCAAUCACCCCUCUAGCACACUACUGGGCCUCAUGUCUGCUGCCAUUUUCCUCCCAGGGAUAUUCAUGGGUUUCGUGGCGGCGUGGAUUUGUGGUCGUUGGGGCCGCAAAAACUGCGUCUUGGUAGGGGCAACACUCAUGAUUGUCGGCGGCAUCUGGAACGCCCUGUCGGCAGACACUGCUCAAUUCAUUGGCUCCAGAGUCAUUCUAGGUACCGGUGGUGCAAUUACCAAAGUUGCUGCGCCAGCUCUUUUGCAAGAGACAGCUCACCCACGACUACGACCUGCAAUGGGCAACAUGUAUUACGGUUUCUACUAUGUUGGAUCUCUGUUGAGUGCUAUAGUAUGCAUCAUUGGCCUUUACAUUGAUGGCGAAUGGGGCUGGCGCAUGCCAUGCAUGCUCAUGAUUCUCGGGCCUAUCAUGGCGAUUUCCAUUCUUAUCACAGCUCCCGAGUCACCCCGAUUUCUAGUCAAGCUUGACAAAACCGACGAGGCUUUGAGUAUGCUCGCCAAGCAUCAUGCCAACGGGGACAGGGAGGAUCCCUUGGUCAAAUGGGAAUUUCAUGAAAUCACGGCAGCCUUGGAGCAUGAAAAUGCUGGGAAAAAUGCAUCCUACUCGGACUUUUUCAAGACUAGGGGCAACCGGAAACGACUCGCAGUGUCUUUGCUCAUAGCCGUUGGUGUCAAUUGGGUUGGCAACGGUAUCGUGUCAUAUUACCUAUCACCCGUACUUCGAUCGAUUGGCAUUGCAGCUCCUUCGGAACUGCUUGGAAUCAAUGCCGGUAUCGCUGCAUUCAACUUGAUCAUCUCAGAGGCCGCAGGCUACAAUAUCGAUCGAUUUGGACGCCGUCCACUGUUCCUCAUCUCGACUAUCGGAAUGAUUUUCUCGUAUGCCUUUGUUAUGGGAUUCUCAGCUGGGUUUGCUUACACCCAUACUGCUGCUCUGGGUAUCGCAGCUGUUCCCUUCCUCUUCCUCUUUUACGGAUUCUACGACAUUGCAUGGACCCCCCUGAAUUACUCAUACUGUGUGGAGAUCAUGCCGUACAACAUCAGGGCCAAAGGUCUAGCAAUUUAUCUGUGUGUUCAACAGAUUGCAAACGCCUUCAACCAAUUCGUCAAUCCCAUCGCGUUGGCUGCAAUCACCUGGAAAUAUUAUGCCGUCUAUAUUGCCGUCGAUUGUGUAUAUGUGGUUCUCAUCUAUUUGUAUUUUCCAGAAACAAAACAACUCACCAUUGAGGAGGUGUCUCUAAUCUUUGAUUAUGACAUGAAGGAAGGGAGGCAGUUGGCAAUAGCCGCAUUCGAAGCUCGGAUGGGUGGGGAUCAAUGGUCUGACCAGACCAAGGACGGCGAGAAUGGUGCCUCUAAUCAUGUUGAGUUUCAGCAAAACGCGUUCAACAACAAGGUUGUAGAUUGA